Trichechus manatus latirostris (Florida manatee) is the source of this 393-nucleotide messenger RNA. It is a transcript of the gene PVALEF, whose product is annotated as parvalbumin like EF-hand containing. The record is from RefSeq and is a predicted model, not a curated record. Gene Ontology annotation, cellular component: cytoplasm. Lineage: Eukaryota; Metazoa; Chordata; Mammalia; Sirenia; Trichechidae. Bases 1 to 393 code for a protein of 130 amino acids. The transcript is spliced from 4 exons. Gene Ontology annotation, molecular function: calcium ion binding.
AUGGACAAGGCCUUCUCCCAGAUGAGGAAGUUGGCCCUGGGCACAUCCCUGUCGGAAAAGGACAUCGAGCUGCUGCCCACGGAUAUGAGACACCACGGGUCCUUCAACUACCUCAAGUUCUUCAAGUACAUGCGGAGGUUCCAGGCCUCGGGGCAGCUGGAGGCUGUCAUCCGAAAGACCUUCCAGAUGCUGGACAAGGACAACAGCGGCUUCAUCGAGUGGAACGAGAUCAAGUACACCCUGUCCACCAUCCUGAGCAGUGUGCCAGCCACCCCGCUGAUGGAUGAGGAGGCGGAGGCCAUGAUCCAGGCGACUGACAUGGAUGGGGACAGGAGGAUCAACUUUGAAGAAUUUUCUGACUUGAUCAAAAAGGAGAAAAUUCCCAAGAAGUAG